GUACUGUCAGGUACUGCCAGUAAAGAUUGAGAGUAGAGUGAUCUCAGCGAUCAACGCGUUGUGUUUUUCGUGUAGUUUCAUUUUGACGUAGAGGUAGCAGUUUAUCGCGCGUGUUUCAAGACUUUAGAAAAUAGAUAGCGAUGCAAUGUACCAAGUUUUCAUCAGCGGAUACCGUUUGGCUGAAGCCUCGCACGGAAAGCCCUAUUAUGUUUAUUGUAUCGAAAUAUUGGAGACGAAAAGUGGUGCCCGAUAUUUUGUCGAGAGACGAUACAGUGAAUUCAGCGCGCUACAUCGCACGCUGAAAAAAGAGAACGCGGAGGUCGCUCCGUUUCCGCCGAAGAGAGUAAGAAAUUGCCAACCAAAGGUACUCGAGCAAAGGCGAGCUGCUUUGGAGCUGUACACCCAAAAAAUGUUGCGUCUUUCAGCGACGAAGCAACAGGUUCUCAAUUUUCUGGGUAUAGAGAGUCGGACUGCCAACGCGUCAUACAAGAGCACGCACAAGGAUGCGAACGAUACUCGGUAUGAUCAUCCGAAUUCACUCGGCCAUCAUCCAGUAUUAAGUUUUCAUUGUGAUCCAUACGCACAGUCAAACUCAUCGUCUAGUCUUCCAGAUAUUGUAAUUAACGGGGUUCUGCUGGGUAUGUAUAAGUUGUGAGUUGCAAGCUGGUUGCGACAGUGUCACGACUGCCAUGAAAAAAUAACGAGCGAAGAAGAUAAACGAGAAAGAUUGGAUCAUAAGUGUGAUGUAUUUUCCUAGGCAGUUAAUAAAAUUUCUUUUAUCUUUUACCCUUUAUCUCAGCGAAGGUAAACACGGUGGUUGACAAUCGACGAACGUAUAUAGAAAUACUAAGUGCUUUCUUUUUGAAUGUACUGUGUAUCUGUGUCGAUACCGUAACACUUUUACAGUCAAACCUGUUUUUGUGCAGUCUUUUUUUUAUGCGAUCUUUUUGAGAUUUGUUUCGUGCGAUUUUUUUAUGCGGUAUGUGAAUACAUUCAAACCCGUUUUUGUGCGGUAGAUAGGGACUGUAGAAAAACAGCGCACAAAAAAAUCACAUAAAAAAGUUCGCACAAAAACAGGUUUGACUGUAUAGGUAUCGUUGGGAUACUGAUUGGUGAAUAUCUUUCGGCAUAGGAAAUUCUUGGAAGAUCUUCCUAAUUUUAAGAUAAUUCCAUAAUCUCUACAGACCUGUGAAUACUGCUGGAUUAUAUGUAUAUAUAUACAUAUAUAAAAAUGAUACGUAUAGUAGUUGUAUUAUUGGGUCUCGUUGAAUGUACCCAAUAUGGAACUGAUGGUAACCAUUUGUCGAGAUUUCGUCGAGUUCGUCUUCCAGGAAUUGACCAAUUAAAAUGGAAUAUGUAUUUUAGUUGGAUAACAAUGGACAAUUAUGUAUAAGAUUUCGAAAGUAGGACAAUUGAUGAAAUAACUUUAAAGUAUUUAACUGUGAUCUUAGAUUCAUUUUUGGUAGAAAGUUCUUAUUAGCAAUCAGUCAAAAACUCUCUCUGAACAGAAUAUAAAUAAUAUUAUCGAGAUGUAUAAUUUUUUCAUAUAUUAGAAGAGUAAAUAUAAUAUAUACCUACCUGUGAUAUACAAAGUGUUUGUAAAUGAUUAACGCACUUUUAACGAUUAAAUAGAAGAUUUGAAAUUCUGAGAAAUUUCAAAGUCCGUUUAUCGGCAUGUGUUUUAAAAGAGAAAUUUAAGAAAUGACGUCUUCUGUAGAAAAGAGUUUGUGUGUAGUCGAGGAUGCUAGAAAUAAAUUCAUGUAUUAGUAUCUAGAAAGUCAUUGGAAGAUUAUUCAAAAUUAUAAAACGAUCACUGAUUAAUUAAAAUUGAGUAUUAACGUAGUUAUGGAAAUGUACAGUUGGCAAGAAUAUGUUAGAAAAAUUACGAAAUAAGUUAAAUCACUGACUGGACAUUUGUUGAGUCACUAAUGAAGGUGACCUUGAAAACGUCUUUAGGAUAUGCAAAAUAACCUAGUCACCUAAAUGAUACUAUAUAUAGAGUCCACACAUAAAUCAAGUCGAUCCAUUAUUUAUAAACGUUUUGUAUAUCCAGGUCAAAGCAACUUGAAAGAUUUUAAUAUAAGUUUAAGAAUACGAAGCAAACAAAAUUACACAUUUUUAAUAGUUCAUAAGAAUCAGAAGAUUACAUUUGUUAAGAUUUUAAGAUAUUUUUAUCUUAAUAGCCGUACGAAUACAUUAAUUCAUCGGACAUUUUUACACAAAAUUUAUGUUUCCAAGUAAUAAUUUAGAUUCAAAACUGAAUUGCGUUGUUUUGCUCAGUGCGGUAGUUUUAGUGUCAAAGAUAACUAUGUAUUUAAUGAGGAUUUCAUGACAGCUGUUGACAACAAAUAACAAUAAUUAAUAUUAAGGCAUUUCACAUUUUGCUAAAUAUUUUCGAGAACCUCCUGUUUCAAAUUUCUUUAUUGUAUUUAAUAUAAAAUCUGUACUAUAUGAUUGCGCCCGAGAAACGUAAUGAUUUAUGAUGAUUCAUGCAAAUCAAAUAUCGAUUCUUCAAAUGCAUCUGCGAAGUGUUCAUUUAAGCAAUAAUCACUUUGCACAAAUUUUUCUACAAUAAAGAAAAGCGAUGUGAUGGACCAAACAACAAAGCCGGCUAUCCGGAUGUUUCACUAUUUUCGGAACGGUAUUUUCAAUGCGCCGGGUCACUAACCGUAUGUAACCGAAUGGAAAUGGAAAAGCUGUACAUAUGUAUGCGAUCGUGUAAUCAUGACAAGCCAGAAAAUAUACCGUUAUUGUAUUUGAA
Megalopta genalis is the source of this 2761-nucleotide messenger RNA. RefSeq names its product sorting nexin-24. Lineage: Eukaryota; Metazoa; Arthropoda; Insecta; Hymenoptera; Halictidae. Gene Ontology annotation, molecular function: phosphatidylinositol phosphate binding. The record is from RefSeq and is a predicted model, not a curated record.